Molecule: messenger RNA, 767 nt
Organism: Neltuma alba
Lineage: Eukaryota; Viridiplantae; Streptophyta; Magnoliopsida; Fabales; Fabaceae
Product: acyl-coenzyme A thioesterase 13
Exons: 3
Coding region: 62-523 (153 amino acids)
Molecular function (GO): fatty acyl-CoA hydrolase activity
Source: RefSeq, a predicted model, not a curated record
AAACCAAAGCACGCAGAUAUUCUUCACAGAAUUUUGGGGAAGAAAAGAAUUGGAGCAGAAAAUGAGCGAGCAUUUGGAGUCUGCGAGGAAAUACAUAGAGAAAAGAAGCGAAAACGCAUCACGGGCUGAUGGAUUGCCCACCAGAUUCUGGGAACCCUUGAUCAUGAGCGGUAUCAAGAUCGAUCUAAUCGAACCUGGCCGCGUCCUCUGCUCCAUGAAGAUACCCCAACGUUUAAUUAAUGCUGGUAAUGCCUUGCACGGCGGUGUGACGGCAACCUUGGUAGAUUUGGUUGGGAGUGCUGCAAUUAGCAGUUCGGGAGCUCCAGUAGGAGUUUCGGUAGAGAUCAACGUUUCAUACUUAGAUGCUGCCUAUGCCAAUGAGGAAAUUGAGAUCGAGGCCAGGACACUACGCAUUGGAAAAGCUGUUGGGGUUGUCAGCGUUGAGUUAAGGAAGAAGAAGACUGGUAAACUUUUUGCGCAGGGGCGUCAUACCAUGUAUCUUGCUGUUUCAAGUAAAAUGUGAAAUUCCGCAAACACAGAUUAACAAAUGUUUCAAUGUUUCCAUGGUUGCCCCCAGUGGAGUAUCCCCUGAAUCUUCCUUCAUGAAAGUAUGAUCAUGAUAAAGAAACAGACCAAUAGUUCAGUUUCAAAUCCUCCUAAUGUAAUAUCAAAUGUUCUGUAUAUUUCAGUUUAUGCAUACUGAAUGAAUCCCAAAGCUAUGUGAUUUGUUUUGUUAAUUAGGUGUUAAAACAGUGAUCUUCCCCCAA